UACAGUAAUGAAAAUAAUACCACCAGCGACAAAGCCAUUAAAGUACAAUCAAAAAAAAUAAUAACCGGUUAGUAAAAGUACGAGCAAACGAGAACGAGAAUUCUCACGCAGGCGCAAAUCAACUUGCACGUCAAAUUUCCCAACAUGGCCGCAUCUGAACCUUCACGAAUUAAAAUCAUGGAUUCGUAUUAUUCAAUGGGGGAUCACACAUUGAAAGUUCCAAUGUCGCUUUUUCGGAAAAACCGUGAUAGACUAAUUGCCCGGUUGAGGGAGACACCGGACGUUCCAGCUGCUGGUGCCGUUGUAUUGUUGCAGGGGGGUUCGGAAGUUCCAUUCAAUGAUACCGACAUUAAUCACGAAUUCCGACAGGAAUCUUUUUUUCAAUGGUGUUUUGGGGUUGAAGAGCCCGACUGUAUGGGAGCGAUAGACGUCACUACAGGAAAUUCCAUACUUCUGGUUCCGAAAUUACCCAAAGAGUACGAGGUAUGGUGUGGAAAAUUAAAAACUUUGGAUGAUUUCAAGGCGAGAUACGGUGUCGACGAAAUUUAUUAUAAUUGUGACGUAGAAUCACUCAUGCAUCAAUUAAAUGCAAAAAUGAUAUUGACUUUGUAUGGCCUAAACAGUGAUAGCAACCUCUUAUCUCGUGAAGCGACAUACGAAGGCAUAAAACAAUCGCAAGUCAACAAUAAAAUUUUGUACCCAGUUAUUUGUGAAUGUCGCGUUAUAAAAACAAGCGAGGAGCUCGAAGUACUCCGUUAUGUCGCCAAAGUUAGCUCCGACGCUCACAAAGUCGUGAUGCGAAAUGUCCGUCAUAACUUUACGGAAUUUCAGGCUGAAGCGCUCUUCAAACAUUACGUGUAUUCGAUAGGUGGCUGUCGUCAUGUAUCAUACACGUGCAUUUGUGGAAGUGGACACAAUGGGUCGUAUCUACAUUAUGGACAUGCCGGUGCACCCAAUAAUAAAAUUAUUAAGGAUGGCGACAUGUGUCUUUUCGACAUGGGUGGCAAUUACUGUGGCUACGCUGCUGAUAUAACUUGCAGUUUUCCAGCAAACGGUAAAUUCACAGAGAAUCAAAAGAUCGUUUACAAUGCUGUACUGAACGCUCGCAACGCUGUGAUGAGCGCUGCGAGACCUGGAGUCAACUGGUCCGACAUGCACCUCCUGGCAAACAAAGUUAUGCUUCAAUCACUUAAGGAGGGUAAUAUUUUGCGCGGGGAAAUCGAUGAUAUGAUAGAAGCAGGCCUCAAUGAAGUUUUCCAGCCUCAUGGCUUAGGCCACUUUUUGGGUCUUGAUGUGCAUGAUGUUGGGGGUUACCUACCGGGAAAUCCAGAACGCUCAGCUAUGCCGGGUAUUAGAAGAUUACGGACUGCCAGAACAUUGCAAGCUGGAAUGGUUUUGACCAUUGAACCCGGAUGCUACUUUAUCAAUGUCCUUUUAGACUCCGCACUCGCCAAUCCCGAACAAAAUAAGUUCAUUGUUUCCGAAAGAUUAGAACAGUUUCGCGGAUCAGGUGGCGUCAGGAUCGAGGACGAUGUCUUGAUAACCGAAGAUGGCGUCGAGAACUUUACUUCUGUACCACGCACAGUCAAGGAGAUCGAGGAAUGGAUGGCUGAGGGUCGUAACGACUUGCAAUUACCUCAGGAACGAGCUGCCACAUCAUUGUCAUUUUUUAAUCAUUCCUCAUGAACAAAUUUAUUCGAUCAAUGAAAACGUGUAAUACGAUGAAAAAUAUUUUUAUCUAUUCCAUUCAUAUAUUAAUAUAUAAAUGAAUAUAUACAUUGUAAUGAACUGUACGAUGUUAUGUAAACUUUUCGAAUGACGAAAAGAAAUCAGCCACUCUUUAAAAUUUUAUAAUUCAUUUUGAAUAAUCAUUUCGUAUUUAAAAAAUCA
This is a messenger RNA of Venturia canescens, 1890 nucleotides long. It is a transcript of the gene Dip-C, whose product is annotated as dipeptidase C. Bases 145 to 1686 code for a protein of 513 amino acids. Gene Ontology annotation, molecular function: manganese ion binding; metalloaminopeptidase activity. NCBI's taxonomy places the organism in Eukaryota, Metazoa, Arthropoda, Insecta, Hymenoptera, Ichneumonidae. The transcript is spliced from 9 exons. The record is from RefSeq and is a predicted model, not a curated record.